AUGACUGACCCAAAGGUCCCUCAGCCGGGGCCAGCGAAACUGAAGCGCAAUGCAGGACCGGACGAGUGGUUAGAAGCGGCCAAGGACUGCAAAUACCUCUCAGAGUCACAUAUGAAGCAGCUCUGUGAGAUCGUGAAAGAGUUCAUGAUGGAAGAAUCCAAUAUUCAGCCGGUAUCGACCCCCGUCACAGUCUGCGGAGAUAUCCACGGCCAAUUCUACGACCUCUUAGAGUUAUUUCGCGUCUCCGGAGGGAUGCCCGACGCGUCCCUCGCCGAACCCCCGAAGACUUCCUCUACCGUGAUUACAUCGGACGACAUCGAGCCGCCGACUACCAUAACAGACCCCGAGUUGCGGAAGAAGCUGGGAAAGCCAGCGUCUGCAGACGAUGGUGAGAACGCUGGGAAAAGAGGACGGUCUUCAAGUUCAGGGGCGACGGAAAUAGCUGUCAACCGCAACUUUGUGUUCCUCGGCGAUUAUGUGGACCGCGGAUAUUUCAGUUUGGAGACCCUGACUUUAUUGCUGUGUCUAAAAGCCAAGUACCCCGACCGAGUAACGCUGGUUCGCGGCAAUCACGAGUCCCGACAAAUUACACAGGUCUAUGGUUUCUACGAAGAGUGCUUGCAGAAGUACGGGAAUGCCUCUGUAUGGAAGGCUUGUUGCCAAGUGUUUGACUUUAUGACCCUUGGUGCUAUUAUCGAUGGUCGGGUACUGUGUGUUCAUGGAGGAUUGAGCCCGGAAAUCAGGACUCUGGACCAAGUACGGGUGGUGGCCAGAGCCCAAGAGAUUCCACACGAGGGUGCGUUCUGUGACCUGGUGUGGUCGGAUCCAGAUGACGUUGAGACCUGGGCUGUCAGUCCUCGAGGAGCCGGCUGGCUAUUCGGUGACAAGGUAGCAGACGAGUUCUGCCACGUGAACGACCUAACACUCAUUGCGCGAGCCCAUCAGCUUGUAAACGAGGGGUACAAGUACCACUUCGCGAACAACAACGUGGUUACCGUUUGGAGUGCACCCAACUACUGCUACCGCUGUGGAAACUUGGCGUCCGUGUGCGAGAUCAACGACGACCUGAAACCGACAUUCAAACUCUUCAGUGCUGUUGCUGACGACCAACGACAUGUUCCGCAAACUCGAGGAGGGCGCAGCGAGUACUUUUUGUAA
Messenger RNA from Aspergillus mulundensis, 1158 nucleotides. RefSeq names its product TOR signaling pathway phosphatase SitA (gene sitA). Bases 1 to 1158 code for a protein of 385 amino acids. The transcript is spliced from 4 exons. Lineage: Eukaryota; Fungi; Ascomycota; Eurotiomycetes; Eurotiales; Aspergillaceae. The record is from RefSeq and is a predicted model, not a curated record. Gene Ontology annotation, cellular component: cytoplasm. Gene Ontology annotation, molecular function: protein serine/threonine phosphatase activity. Gene Ontology annotation, biological process: G1/S transition of mitotic cell cycle; peptidyl-serine dephosphorylation.